AUGGGAAAUUUCAAAGCGGCGGCCUUGGCUGUGGCGACCAUCCUCGGCGUCUCUUCAUUUGCUUCCCAACACCACGGACCGAGCCCCGAUUUACCCGAUUUCCGGCAACCCAACGAUAGCGUUUUGGAAGAGUCGAUGGUCAGGUUCAACCACAGCGUCGCCCGCAAUUUUUCUUCGCUGGUGUUUGACGUGACGCGAGGGCAACUUAUCGUGGCCGCAAGGGACUAUCUAUUCCGCUUGAGCUUGGACGGAUUGGCUCUCUUGGAAGAAUCGCGCUGGCCAGCCGAUGACAAAGCGGUCGACGACUGCCAAAAAAACGACCAACGGGAAGACGACUGUCACAACUUCAUCCGCGUUCUGCACGUCCACGGUGAUCGACUUCUGGCGUGCGGGACCAACGCCUUCACUCCUCGCUGCUCCUGGCGUCCGCUCAAGGCCAUCAACAACAUCUCGGAAUGUUUUCCGUGCCUUGCCAGGUGUCCGCACAGCCCUCACAGUCACAUGAGCAGUUUACUGUCGAGUGGACCGGCUGGCACUGCCGAUUUGUUUAUCGGUUCGCCGACAGACUUGUCCAGCCAGGAGGUGGCCAUCUUCCGGCUGCCUUUGAAUUCGUCCGUUUCCAGCACAUCGGCUGACAGUUUCAUUGCCGGCCCGCAGCUUGGGCAUUUGAGGACGUUGCCAAACAACGUCAACUGGCUGAACGCUGCCGAAUUUGUGGCGUUGGUGGAAGUGGACCAGUUUGUCUUUUUCUUUUUCCGAGAGGUGGCCGUCGAGGUCAGCAACUGCGGCAAGGCCGUUUACUCCCGUGUGGCCCGGGUCUGCAAGAACGACAUGGGCGGUGGCCAGCAGCAGUUGCUCAAAGACAGUACGUGGACGACCUUUGUCAAAGCCCGGCUCAAUUGCUCAGUGCCGGCCGAGUCUCCGUUCUACUACGACCACAUUCAGAGCGUCGCCUACGUGGAAGAGGAGCGGCUCUUUUACGCCGCCUUCACAACAGCCGAAAAUUCAAUUGCUGGAUCGGCCGUUUGUUCCUUCACGCUGGAUUCGAUACAAGAAUCGUUCGCCGGUCCGUUCAAAAUCCAGUCGAGUCCCAAUUCGACCUGGGAGAGUGUCAACUCGACUCACGCCCACUCGCAUUGCAAUUCUGUUGACCCGAGCAGUUCCUUGCUGGAAGCUGCUGGAAAGUAUCAGCUGUCGGAUCGCGCUGUCCCAUCUCGAUCCGGCAAAGGACCACUGAUCCAGCUCGAUUCGGGACGAUUUAACCACAUUGCCGUCGACGUGGUUGCCACUAAAAAUCAUUCGUCCAUUCACGUCCUCUACGUGGCAUCUCGAGACGGUCUCGUUCGCAAAUAUUCCGUCUUUCCCGGGACUCAGGAACGCUGUCUGGUCGAAAUUGUCGAUCCUUUUGCCCGGUUGAGCCAACCGGCUGACCGCCAGAUCAAAACGAUGCAAUUCCUCAAAGUGCAGAACGCGCUGUACAUUGGAACGGAAAACGAGGUGAUCCGACUGGCCAGUCAACGAUGCAAGCGAUUCGCCAACAGGACGCAGUGUCUCGAUUUCGUGGAUCCUUAUUGCGGAUGGCAGUCGCAACUGGGCGAGUGUUCGCCUCCACCCGACAACAAUCCGCACGCCUCCUGUUGGGAGCAGCAAACCCUCACCACCUGCCCCACAUUCAUCACUCCAGCAGUGCGUCUGCCCAUCUUGGUGAUGUACAUUGAAGAAAAAGGCGUCAACGGCGAAUCUUCUACGAUUGUCGGAGGCGAAGGCGUUUGUGGCUGCAAUGAGAGUUCCAUCAUCGCCAAACUGGCCGAGCAAGUCAAACAGGGAGCACCGGGUCCGCCGGGCGUCGACGGCAAACCUGGCAUGACGGGCAUUCCGGGAGCUCAAGGUCAGACGGGACCGACUGGACCUGAAGGCCCAGCUGGAGAGAAAGGAGAACGCGGCGAUUCCGGCCCAAUUGGCAAAGAAGGGCCUUCUGGACCCAAAGGCGAGCCCGGUCGUGAUGGAUCACCUGGUGAUCUAGGAAAACCUGGACAGCCUGGACCACCGGGUGUGUCCAGCGGACCACUGGUCCUCGAAACGGAAUGA
Daphnia pulicaria is the source of this 2088-nucleotide messenger RNA. RefSeq names its product semaphorin-5A-like. Gene Ontology annotation, molecular function: chemorepellent activity; semaphorin receptor binding. The transcript is spliced from 12 exons. NCBI's taxonomy places the organism in Eukaryota, Metazoa, Arthropoda, Branchiopoda, Diplostraca, Daphniidae. The record is from RefSeq and is a predicted model, not a curated record. Gene Ontology annotation, biological process: negative regulation of axon extension involved in axon guidance; positive regulation of cell migration; semaphorin-plexin signaling pathway. The coding region runs from base 1 to 2088 and encodes 695 amino acids.